Trypanosoma rangeli is the source of this 1095-nucleotide messenger RNA. RefSeq names its product NAD-dependent epimerase/dehydratase family protein. NCBI's taxonomy places the organism in Eukaryota, Euglenozoa, Kinetoplastea, Trypanosomatida, Trypanosomatidae. The transcript has a single exon. Bases 1 to 1095 code for a protein of 364 amino acids. The record is from RefSeq and is a predicted model, not a curated record.
AUGCCAGCGGGGCCGCGUGUGCUGCUUCUUGGGGGCCUGGGCAUGAUUGGCCUGAGCCUCCUCAAGUACAUUGUUGACUACGAACUUGCAUCAUACGUCCGUGUGGUUGACAAACGCGUGCCAGAGAUGUGUUUUAUCUCGCAAACGUACAGGGAACUCUUGACGCUAAAAUUCGUCGAGUUCCUUCAGGCUGACUUGUCCACGCAAGGGCACGUUGAUCGGGCCUUUGCUGGGGAACCGUUUAGCAUUAUCGUGAACCUCGCCAGUGAAACCCAGCAUGGGCACAUGCACGUUGUCUAUGAACGAAGUAUCUUGCAGUUGCGAACGCUUUGCGCACAAACAGCUGCCAGGGAAGGCGGAUGUGAGUGUUACGUGGAGGUGAGCACUGCCCAGGUGUAUGCGUCGACCAACGAUUCCCCGUCAAGGGAGACAGACACUCGGUUGAAGCCAUGGACAACAAUGGCGAAGUACCAUCUUGAGGCUGAGCGUGUCGUUUCUUCCAUCUCGCAGCUCCCCUGGAUGAUUGUGCGACUUCCAAUUGUUUAUGGACCAGGCGAUAUUCGUGGUCUUAUGCCACGCAUUGUCUGUGCCGCAGUGUACGAAAAAACAGGGGAACACAUGGAGUUCUUGUGGGGAAAGGACCUACGCAUGCAUACGGCACAUGUGCAGGAUGUUGUGGCAGCUAUAUGGCACAUUGUGUGCGCCGGCGCCACCCACGAGGUGUACAACGUCGUGGAUGACGGUGACACAACACAAGGGAGUCUCAACGUCGUGUUGGAGUCCAUGUUUAAAGUAAAGACAGGAUUUUUUGGGGCAAUGAUAUGCGGUAUGGCAACCCUUAGCUUGGGGGCAGUAGCGGAGGAGGCCAACGAGGGCCUCAUGGAGCCGUGGACGGCGAUGUUGAAGGAAAACGGCAUCUCUGUCACUCCCCUCUCUCCCUACCUGGAGAAGGAGCUUCUGUCAGCUGACCCUCUGGCCAUCGAUGGGUCGAAGCUGCGGGCUCUCGGCUUUCGCUGCAGUUGUCCGAAGGUUACGAAGGAGUUGCUGGAGGACAGCUUGGACUACUGGGUCUCUCUUGGUCUUUUUCCAAGGUGA